CGAAGCAAACAACAGGCAACUAGCGAGUUCGCCGAAUAGCGGUGACUGACCGGUCAAAGACUGUGGGACACAUAUAUAUCCUGAUGUACUCUGUCGCUUUUUCAGUAGUGGUCACAGACGUACUGAUCCAUGGCUUGGUUUUGGACUUCCCCACGGCAUGGCGUUCAUCUUCUGAGCAAGUCUGUACUCACAUGGACUACCGCACCAGCUCUGGGAUGCCGCACACAAGAUCCUUGGACUUUUCGGGUCAUCGGGAGCCCCCUAUAUCUCGUUGGCUAUAAAGAAGACGGAAAUUUUACAGGCCUACGGCGAGCAUUGGGAAAGAAAUUCGUUAGUCGUCAGGUCGCCACUGCAGCGUGUGUUUUAUGUCCCGUAUCAAGCAGGCUACAACCUUGCCCCGGCAGCCACCACGGGUAUAUCACUCUGUCGGUGAUCGUGGGGUUUGUCCCCAACCCCUUCCCCCAAGCUGAUCUCACAUCUCGGUGUCGCCUUCCCCCGCGCUCUUCCCCCGCUUUAGUGCAUUACUUGAGCUAUGUGCUAACUCUGCGUCAUAAAACUCGCCUUGCUGAGACAGGGAAGGAGAGGCGUAAGGUCAUCAUCAGUUAGGUCGAGCAGUACGUGGCUAUGGGUGUUGUACCGACUCCGCGCUAGAAAUGUUU
Messenger RNA from Pseudovirgaria hyperparasitica, 659 nucleotides. RefSeq lists its product as uncharacterized. The transcript has a single exon. Bases 130 to 606 code for a protein of 158 amino acids. The record is from RefSeq and is a predicted model, not a curated record. NCBI's taxonomy places the organism in Eukaryota, Fungi, Ascomycota, Dothideomycetes, Acrospermales, Acrospermaceae.